AUGUCUACCUUUGGCUACAGAAGAGAGCUCAGUAAAUAUGAAGACAUUGAUGAAGAUGAGCUCCUUGCUUCCCUCACUGAAGAGGAGCUGAAGGAGCUGGAGCGGGAGCUGGAAGACAUAGAGCCUGACCGUAACCUUCCAGUGGGACAACGGCAGAAGAGCCUGACAGAGAAAACACCAACAGGGACUUUCAGCCGGGAAGCGCUGAUGGCCUACUGGGAGAGGGAGACCAAGAAACUCUUAGAAAAAGAGAGAUUGGGUGCAUGCGACAAGGACUCUGAGCAAGAAGAAGACAAUUCAGAAGACAUUAAAGAAGAAUAUUUCACAGAAAGCAAUAGUGAAGUGUCUGAGGAGGCAUAUACUGAAGAGGAUGAGGAUGAAGAAAAAGAAGAAGAAGAAGAAGAAAAAGAAGAAGAAGAAGAAGAAGAAGAAGAAGAAGAAGAAGAAGAAGAUGAGGAGGAGGAAGAUGAAGAUGACAAUGAGGAUGAGGAUGAGCAAAAGCAAAGUGCUGCAUCUGAUGAAAGACCUGAGGAUAGCAGGAGUUCUGACCACAUCAGACGCAAAAAGUAUAAUGGUGCAAAGGAUAAUGAAAACUUACUCAAUGGCCAUGAUGGGAAAGACACUGAUAAUCUGAGCUCAAAGAGCAGUGCCAUCCACCCUUGUGGAAAUCCAACUGUUAUUGAGGAUGCAUUGGAAAAAGUUAGGAGCAAUGACCCUGAGACCACAGAGGUCAAUCUGAACAACAUUGAAAACAUCACUUCACAGAUGCUUAUACAAUUUUCUCAAGCUCUGAGGGACAACACAGUGGUUAAGUCAUUCAGCUUGGCUAACACACAUGCUGAUGACAAUGUUGCAAUAGCUAUUGCUGGUAUGUUAAAGGUAAAUCAGCAUAUAACUAGCCUGAAUAUUGAGUCAAAUUUUAUCACAGGCAAAGGAGUACUGGCCAUCAUGAGGGCUUUGCAGAACAACAAGGUUCUAACAGAACUGCGGUUCCAUAAUCAAAGGCACAUCAUGGGCAGCCAGGUGGAAAUGGACAUAGUUAAACUGCUGAAAGAGAACACCACUCUGGUCAAGCUUGGAUACCACUUCGACCUUCCUGGCCCAAGAAUGAGCAUGACAAGUAUCCUGACAAGAAAUAUGGAUAAACAAAGGCAAAAGCGUAUGCAGGAGCAGCGGCAACAAGAGUCUGGUUGUGAUGGAGCCAUCAAUCCAAAGACCAAAGUCUUGCAGAAAGGGACACCUCGGUCCUCACCUUAUGUGUCACCAAAGAGCUCACCUUGGUCCUCUCCAAAUCUCCCUAGGAAAGCACUGCCAGUGAAAACUCAGCCACCAGCUCCUGCACCUCCACCUCCCCCUCCACCCCCACCUCCUCCUCCUCCUCCCCCAGUUAUUCCAGAGAAGAAGGCACCAACCAGGAAUAUAGCUGAAGUCAUCAAACAGCAAGAACGCUCAAGAAAAGCCUUACAGAAUGGACAGAAAAAGAAAAAAGGCAAAAAAAGCAAAAAACAUGAGAACAGCAUAUUGAAAGAAAUCAAAGAUUCUCUAAAAUCAGUCUCAGACAGAAAAUCAGAGGAAGGUUCACGACCCUCCACCCGUCCCUCCACCCCACAAAGGUCUCUCCAUGACAACCUUAUGGAAGCAAUUCGGGCAAGCAGCAUAAAGCAAUUAAGGCGGGUGGAGGUACCAGAAGCCCUUCGGUGAAAGCCUGGACAACGGAAGAAGCAGAGCACUGCGGUGGCCAAGGGGAGGCUGCUCAUCCAUUCACUGGUGGUAAAAUAGACUGUGUAGCAAGCUGCUUCUGAAGUACACUAUUAGAUUCAAACCAUUUCUCUUUUAUUUCAAGGAAAUAAACCCGCUAAAUACAAAACAAUGCUUUAAGGAUACAUUUGCCCUGUAAUCUGUAAAUAUGGAAAUAAUUUUCUUUUUUAUUUAAUGAGAUUUCUAUUGAGAAAUUGCUGCUUAUUUAGAUAUUCUUUUCAAUAUCUGAUUGCACAUCACAGGACAAGUUCUUCACAUUCAGAUGUAAUAGUUUACCAGCCUGUGGUUUCUUCUUUUUUUUUUUUUCUUUUUUUUCCAUGAAUUUACAAUAAAUACGGUUUGAAGCUUUCAAGCAGA
Molecule: messenger RNA, 2115 nt
Organism: Antrostomus carolinensis (chuck-will's-widow)
Lineage: Eukaryota; Metazoa; Chordata; Aves; Caprimulgiformes; Caprimulgidae
Gene: LMOD2
Product: leiomodin 2
Exons: 3
Coding region: 1-1701 (566 amino acids)
Biological process (GO): actin filament organization; pointed-end actin filament capping; muscle contraction
Cellular component (GO): myofibril; striated muscle thin filament; cytoskeleton
Molecular function (GO): tropomyosin binding; actin binding
Source: RefSeq, a predicted model, not a curated record